This is a messenger RNA of Vicia faba (fava bean), 597 nucleotides long. The record is from the annotation of a GenBank genome assembly. NCBI's taxonomy places the organism in Eukaryota, Viridiplantae, Streptophyta, Magnoliopsida, Fabales, Fabaceae.
AUGUACAUUUUAAACAAGAAGUUGCAGUUGCUAAAAGGAAAACUCAGAAUUUGGAAUAAAGAACAUUUUGAAAAUGUGCACCAUAAUGUCUGCAGUAAGCAUGAUUUUCUCAAGAACAUCCAAGACAAAAUUCAGUUGGAAGGGUUGAAUGAGAUCCUGUCUUUUCAGGAAAACCAGGCUCAGGCAGAUUUGAAAAAGGCUUUGGAUGUGGAGGAAAUUUUCUGGCAUGAAAAAUUCAUAUUAGCUUGGAAUUUACACGAAGAUAAAAAUACCUGUUAUUAUCACUUUUUGGUAAAAAUCAAGAGUGCGAGGAACAUUAUAUCUCAUUUGGUGAUCGAGGACACCGUUAUUUAUGAUCAAAUUGACAUCUUCAAUCAUGUCACUUCCUAUUUCGCUAAUUUGUUUGGUGUUGUAGGCACAUGUACCUCUUUUUCCAAUAUGGAGAAUAUUAUACCUAAUCUGGUUACUGAACAGAUGAAUCUUAUGCUCACUGCUAGCCCUUAUGUUGAGGAAAUCAUAAACGCGGUUUUUAAUCUUAGCGCUGACAACUCUCUGGGUCCCGACAGGUUCAGAUGCUAUUUCUUUCAACACUACUGA